Molecule: messenger RNA, 1508 nt
Organism: Nicrophorus vespilloides
Lineage: Eukaryota; Metazoa; Arthropoda; Insecta; Coleoptera; Silphidae
Product: spermine oxidase-like
Exons: 3
Coding region: 118-1467 (449 amino acids)
Molecular function (GO): polyamine oxidase activity
Source: RefSeq, a predicted model, not a curated record
GUGAAAAGGACUCUUGGAGAGAUUACAACUUAUCGCGUCAGUGAUACUUAAUUUAAGUCACAUGAGAACGUGAAGAGGCGACGAACUGAUCGAAAUAAGUCAGCAUUCUAUUUAACGAUGGAUUGCGUCGUGGCUAUCGUAGGAGCAGGAAUGGCAGGAUUAGGAGCCGCGAGGCAACUGAUCUCGGAAGGAUUCAAAGAUUUUCUAAUCAUAGAAGCUGGUGUUAAAGCGGGAGGAAGGGUGGAAACUCUGAAGGUCGGUCAGAGUGUAAUCGAUUUGGGCGCACAAUGGGUGCACGGAAUCGACACGGACCUCUACAACCUCGCAGAGAAACACGAUUUAAUCCAUCCCGAAACCUCGGACGAGGCUUUAGGAAUUUACAUCCGAGAGGAUGGUUACAAGUUUGACGAUUUUCUAGUCAACAGAGUCGACAUCGAAGUUGGCAAAAUUCUAACCGCAUGCGAAAACUUCGUAGACGCCGACGAAUAUCCACAUUCUGUAGGCGAUUUCUUGGAGGAGAAGUUUCAAAAGUUCGUGGAUGAAUCAGAGGAAGAUGCUAAUCUAUUAUGGCAAUUGUACGAUUGGCACGUCCGUUUUCAACUUAUAGAUAACUCUUGUGGAGAUCUCAAACGCUUAUCCGCGAAGGAAUGGGGAAAGUAUUCGUGUUUAGGAAAAGAUGGUCAAGCUCACGUCAACUUAAAAGGCGGCUAUGGGGCUUUAAUUGAAGCUUUACUUGGCGAUAUACCAAAAGAUAAGAUUUUAAUGGAUACAGCUGUUGAGAGAAUUGAUGAAACUUUUAAUGGAAUGGAAUUAUGUUGUUCGAAAGGAGUAAAGAUUAGCGCGAAACAUGUAAUAAUCACUAGUUCUUUGGGAGUGUUGCAGCGAGAAAAUGAAAUGUUGAAUUUUCAAUUACCUAAGGAGAUUAGCGAUGGUAUAGAUGCUUUGGGUUUUGGUGGAAUGGGAAAAGUGUUUUUGCUUUUCGAUGAGAAUUGGUGGAAAUGUGAUGGGUUUCAAUUGAUUUGGAAAACUCAGUUUUGCGAAGACGAUCUCUGGAUUAGGCACUUAUCUGGUUUCGAUAACGUUUUGGAUCAACCCAACAUGUUGGUAGGUUGGGUUAGCGAUCUGGGAGUAAAGGAAAUGGAGAAAACUUGUCACAUUAAAAUUGGACAACAAUGUGUCGAUUUAUUAAGGAAAUUCCUCAACAGACAAGAAAUUCCUUAUCCUAAGAAAGUUUACAAAAGCAAUUGGUCUACCAAUCGUUGGAUUCGUGGAGCUUACAGCCACACCACCCCUGAUUCCGAUAGACUAGGUGUUGGACCAUCUUCCUUAAACAUUCCCGUACAAAUCAACUCGAUUCCAAGGGUGUUAUUCGCAGGUGAAGCUGCGCACGAAAGCCAUUUCUCCACCACGCAUGGCGCUUACGAAUCCGGGCAAAAACAAGCGAAACACCUGCUCAAAUUUUUGUGAUGCAAAGCACACCUUUUACAUAUAAAUAAAGACAUUUUCAU